Messenger RNA from Sesamum indicum (sesame), 2101 nucleotides. NCBI's taxonomy places the organism in Eukaryota, Viridiplantae, Streptophyta, Magnoliopsida, Lamiales, Pedaliaceae. The record is from RefSeq and is a predicted model, not a curated record.
CCCUUUUAAAAAUAAAAAAAAAAAUUGGAGAGGUGCAAAUGCGUAUCUGAGUGGAAAAACAGAGAAAGGGAUCCCUUUACUUCAAAUUUAAGUAAUAAUGAUGUAUGUGCAUCCACACAUUCUCCUCUGGCGUGGUGAUGAUUCACUUUCUCUUCCCUCUUCCCUCUCUCUCUCUCUCUCUUACUCGGCGGGGGAUUGCAGCUCAAAGAUGAAGGUGUAAUAAGCACCCUUUUCAGGCUAAUCUUGAAUGAAUCAUGAAUGAUCUCGCAAGAGUACAAGGCCCUUUUGGUGUGGAAUCAUAUCGUUUGCAUGCUUGUAUCCUGACUUUGAAUGAGAUCCUAAUGUGGGUUUUUUUUGGUCUUUUUUGUAAUAAUUAGGUGAAGUUUAAUUUGUUAGGAAAUCCAGGGUGGACUGGGUGUUGAAAAUGAUGGUUUUCAUGUGGUGGUGUGAGAAGUUCUUAGGUGAAUUCGGAGGUUGAAUUUUGGGGCAUUCUUGAAUUUUGGAUUGGUUGUAAUUUUCCAUGUGUGUGUUCGUUAAGGCUGAAAAGUUGUUAUGAAUGGUAACAAGGAUGAGGCGUUGAAAUGUGUUAGUAUUGCCAAAGAUGCUAUUGCAGCUGGUAAUCAACAGAGAGCCCUUAAAUUUCUCGGAAUUGCAGCACGUCUUAAUAAGAAUUUGCCUUUGGACAAUCUGUUUGCUGCAUGCAAGAAUCUCGAUUCGUUUGAUGCUUCUUCUGAUGAUGUGAAGAAGGUUUUUAAGGUGAAAGGUGAUAUGGGCUUAGUUAAUGGUGAUGGAGUUUUGAAGGGGGAGAAGAAUUACACGGAGGAGCAUGUGGACUUGGUUUGGCAGAUUAAAAGUAAGAAGGAUUAUUAUUUGAUUCUUGGUUUGGAGAGGAGUUGUUCUGUGGAGGAGAUUAGGAAGGCAUAUAGGAAGUUGUCGUUGAAAGUUCAUCCUGAUAAGAACAAGGCACCGGGCUCUGAGGAGGCAUUUAUGAAAGUUAGCAAGGCAUUUAAGUGUUUGAGUGAUGAUGAGUCAAGGAGACAGUAUGACGAGAUGGGCUUAGUAGAUGAAUUUGAGUAUAAUGAACAGAAUAGUGGUACACAGACGUGGAGAAGAACUGGGAGCGACUUCUCUGAUGGUGAUUUUGAUCCUGAUGAGGUUUUCACAGCAUUCAUUGGUCAUCGUGAUAUGUUCGGGAAUGUUCAUCUUUACAGGCAUAGAACAACUAAUGCUGGAUAUCAUCAAACGGAAAGUUCUGGUGGUGCUGGGCCUAAUCUCAGACUGCUUCUUCAGCUACUACCAUUUUUGGUGAUCAUUCUGCUCAUUUAUUUGCCGUUUUCAGAUCCCGAGUACUCAUUGCAGAAGAACUACUCCUACCAGUUUAAGAGAAUGACAGAGACAAACGGGGUGGAGUUUUUUGUUAAGUCGGCUGCAUUUGACGAGAGUUAUCCGGUCGGAAGCCCUCGCCGAAAUGACAUUGAACAUAAUGUGAUAAAAGACUACAAAGAUAUGCUUGGACGUUAUUGCCAAAUUGAAAUGCAGAGGCGUCACUUGAAUAUGCAAAUUCCUACUCCUCAUUGCGACAGACUUGAAAGACUGGUGGCUUGAAAGUUAAGUUUGUAAGAGUGGAUCAACCUCCCAGAUGGGAAGUGGCUGGUCGAGAAUUGUAGUCUUCAACCAAGCUUCUCCCUCCGAUACCCUUCUUGCAAUGGGAUUUACAGCCGGCCAUCCGGUACUUAUUUUUCGUUCGUAGCAUUUUGUAUGGCAGUUAUAACCUUAUACGUUCAUCGAUCAAGAUUCCUAAAAUUAUAAAAAAAAAAAAAAAGGAUUAAGAUUCCUAGAUAGAAGCUAAAUUGUUUGAUCAUAGAUGAGAAGUGAAAGUUCUGAACUUAUGAGACUUUAUAUAUUGCUGCUCAAGUGAUGUUCUUACAUGCAUUUGAUUUUGUUAUCUUCUUAUCAUUGAAAAUGAACCUUCUGAAUGUUUGCCCAUGUUUCUGUACUUCCGGAAAAUUCUAUCCAGACUUGAACUAAUUGUACAUUAAAUGUCGUGUAAUUAUUAUGCGAUUAGUGCACAGUUUAAGAAGAGUGAGACAAAUUCUGUAUU